ACACAGAAACGCUUCUUGCCAGUCGAACCGCUCAGCCAGAAAUCAGUCGUCAGCUAGUAGCCGAAGUGUCAGUUACACACAUCGAGAGUUCCCAAAAACGCGUCGGUGAUCAGAGUCCACCAGUAUCACAUCUUCAAAUCGUAUCCAAAUCCCAUAUUCAUAGUGUCAAAAACCCGAAAUCAGAAACUAAUCUGAAAGUGUUUGCGAAAAGCCCCCCAAAAAAGAUACAAGAACCACUGCCAAAGUGAGAAAACGUGCAGCAACGAUCGCGAAUCGCUGCAAUUAAAAAGUCGUCAUAAAACUUAGUGACCAGCCGAAAGGAAAAAAAAAACAAGAAGAUGAACCAGACAUGCAAAGUGUGCGGCGAGCCGGCGGCGGGCUUCCAUUUUGGCGCCUUCACCUGCGAGGGCUGCAAGUCAUUCUUCGGCCGGUCGUACAACAACAUCAGCACCAUCAGCGAGUGCAAGAACGAGGGCAAGUGCAUCAUCGACAAGAAGAACCGCACCACGUGCAAGGCGUGCCGCUUGCGGAAGUGCUACAACGUGGGCAUGUCGAAGGGUGGCUCCCGCUACGGACGCCGCUCCAACUGGUUCAAGAUCCACUGCCUGCUGCAGGAGCACGAACAGGCCGCGGUGGCAGCCGGCAAGGCUCCCUCCUCGGCGGGUGGACUGCCGAUGGGUGGUGCUCCCUCCGCUUCCUCGCCCGUUGGCUCCCCACACACUCCCGGAUUCGGUGACAUGGCCGCCCAUCUGCAUCACCAUCACCAGCAGCAGCAGCAACAGCAGCAGCAGCAGCAGGUGCCUCGCCAUCCACAUAUGCCGCUGCUGGGCUAUCCCAGCUAUCUGCCCGAUCCCGCCGCCGCCCUGCCCUUCUUCAGCAUGAUGGGGGGCGUGGCGCCGCACCAGUCGCCCUUCCAGCUGCCCCCGCACCUCCUCUUCCCCGGCUACCAUGCCAGUGCCGCUGCAGCAGCCGCUUCCGCCGCGGACGCCGCCUACCGCCAGGAGAUGUACAAGCACCGCCAAAGUGUGGACUCCGUGGAGUCGCAGCAGCGCUUCAGUCCCGCCAGCCAAACGCCGGUGGUGGUGCAACCACCUGCCACUCCCUCCGCUCGCCAAUCGCCCAUCGAUGUCUGCCUCGGCGAGGAGGAUGUCCAGUCGGUGCACAGCCAGCAAUCCUCGGGCAGCCUGCUGCAUCCCAUCGCCAUCCGUGCCACGCCCACAGCAGCAGCCCCCCUGAGCUUCGCCGCCAAGAUGCAGAGCCUUUCGCCCGUUUCCGUUUGCUCGAUUGGUGGAGAGACCACCAGUGUGGCUACUUCAAAUCCUCCCACUGCAUCUGCCAAUGCCCAAGAAGGACCCAUGGAUCUUAGCAUGAAGACUUCGAGGAGUUCGGUGCACAGCUUCAAUGACAGCGGAUCCGAGGAUCAGGAAUUGGAGGUGGCGCCCCGUCGUAAGUUCUAUCAGCUGGAGGCCGAGUGCCUGACCACCAGCAGCAGUCGGAGCAGUUCCAACCACUCGCCCACCAACACCACCAUCAGCCACUCGGAAGUCAAGCGGCAGAAGUUGGGCGGUGGUGCGGAGGCCACCCACUUUGGUGGUUUCGCGGUGGCCCAUAAUGCAGCAAGUGCCAUGCGAGGAAUUUUCGUGUGUGUCUAAAGUACACUUCGAAAAAAAACCAAGUGGGUGGAGCCGCAUCGCCCCAUCGUUGUUUAUUUUUUUUUGUUACUUAAAGAAAUAUGUAAAUUUGUUCGUGUGCUCGCUCACACUUUUAGGAGGUGAAAGAGACGGAAAGAGAAAGACAGGUUUCGCUGGAAAGAGACAGCUAGACCAGGUAGUUGCAAUCGCACACUUAGGAAACAAAACACACACUCACACCAAUACAUACACACAUACACACACUCACCUAUUGAGCUCAGAUCCAAAAAUUAUUUUUAUGAAAACGUUAAAAAAUUGUAAAUAUUUCUUCGAGCUUGUUUGCAAUCGUAUUUUAAAGUUAGCAGUAGGAGUUAUCAUUCCCACCCUCGAAUCGCUAUUGUACAUACAAAUUGUUAAGUCUAAGCAUGAUCUUAAUUGUGUCUAAGUAUUUUAUUCUAUGUUAGUCCUAGUUACUCUAUGUCUAAAGAUUGGCUUUUAGAUGUACAAAAUCAAAAAUAAAAACUAUUAAAAAUUAA
Drosophila ficusphila is the source of this 2167-nucleotide messenger RNA. RefSeq names its product zygotic gap protein knirps (gene kni). The record is from RefSeq and is a predicted model, not a curated record. Lineage: Eukaryota; Metazoa; Arthropoda; Insecta; Diptera; Drosophilidae. Gene Ontology annotation, molecular function: sequence-specific DNA binding; zinc ion binding; DNA-binding transcription factor activity. Gene Ontology annotation, biological process: regulation of DNA-templated transcription.